CCAACUAAAAGGUUCAUUGUCAACGAUUUGCAUUCCACGAUCACCGACAUACCUUCUCCAUCUCAUAUCUGACCUAGUACUAUAUCAUUGUUCUUAUGUGCAUUAGUGUUACUCAAAGCGGUAUUCACAAUGGCUAUGAAUCGUAUUCCCGGUCAGAAUAUUUAUAUUGGAGGCAUUUUCUCGCUUAAGAACAAGGCAGCAUUGGAAAGAGCAAACAUUACCCACAUACUUUCGGUAUUACGCCUGCAACCACAAGAGGAGACAUUUGCAGGCUUCCAACAUCACCGCAUCGAUGUGGACGAUGUCGAGGAUGAGAACCUUCUAGAACAUUUUCCGUCCGCCAUUAAGUUCAUCCAGUCUGGAUUGGAUGCUGGUGGGGGCGUCCUGGUCCAUUGUGCGAUGGGAAAAUCCCGUUCAGCCACCAUAUGUAUCGCUUAUCUACUCCACCAACAGCCAAGCGCACUGUCGCCGCAGUCCGCUCUUGCUAUUAUUAAGGAAAGUCGGCCACUUUGUGAACCAAAUGAUGGGUUCAUGAAACAGCUGUCGAUCUACCACCAAAUGGGCUGUUCAGAUGAUGUGAUCAGCCAUCCGCUAUAUAACCGUUGGCUUUACCACCGCGAAGUUGAGGAAAGUGUAGCAUGUGGACGCGCGCCGGAGAUGAGUUCCGUGUUAUUUGAAGACGAACAAUCUCACAAACCCCAAGACAAUACGGAUCGAACGACGGAAAUUAAAUGUCGGAAAUGCAGGCGAAACUUGGCGACCACGCCAUUCAUCAUACCACAUGGCCCGCAAAACGGUGCAAAAGGACCAACCGACUGUGCCCACAUUUUCUUACAUCCCUUAACGUGGAUGCGCCCGUGCCUGUUCCCUAACAGUGAAGAGGAUGGUGCACCAUCUGGGGAUGCGCCCCUGUCUGGUCGCUUGACUUGUCCGAACACUUCGUGUGGUUUUAAUAUCGGGAAGUUCGCAUGGCAAGGUAUGCAAUGUAGCUGCGGCGACUGGGUAGUUCCCGCAAUUGGCCUUGCGAAGGCUCGAAUCGAUAUGUCCCAGCGUGUCAAUGUGGGAAGGUUACCUCCAGCUGCCCUAGGCAUCCGACUGCCGCCUAGUAUGAGGCCUAAUCCUGCGGAUGGUUCCACAAAUGGACGGGGCAAUCUCUAAGUUUAUGACGGUGACUGCGCCUCAGGGGAGACUGACACAGUGGAGACUUCGCAGAUAAAUGCCACUGCCAUCCAGCGUUUGAAUGACCGACGAACCUCACAUCACGUGACGCAGAGGCUUCCAUUUACAGAUCGCCGUGAAGACUGGAUGCUGUACGCCUUCGUCUACUUGGCCGAAAUUAAACUAUUUCCCGAAGCGGUGUAGGGGAAAGGGCACUGCGACGACGCCUUUGAGUUAAAUAAAGUUGGGCCUUGCGUGUACGCG
Molecule: messenger RNA, 1422 nt
Organism: Aspergillus caelatus
Lineage: Eukaryota; Fungi; Ascomycota; Eurotiomycetes; Eurotiales; Aspergillaceae
Gene: dspC
Product: dual specificity phosphatase YVH1
Exons: 4
Coding region: 130-1158 (342 amino acids)
Biological process (GO): protein dephosphorylation
Cellular component (GO): nucleus
Molecular function (GO): protein tyrosine/serine/threonine phosphatase activity
Source: RefSeq, a predicted model, not a curated record